This is a messenger RNA of Leptosia nina, 1533 nucleotides long. The record is from the annotation of a GenBank genome assembly. NCBI's taxonomy places the organism in Eukaryota, Metazoa, Arthropoda, Insecta, Lepidoptera, Pieridae.
AUGAUUGGCUUUCUGGUCGCGAUUGCUGUUUUGGGAGUCUUUAUAAAACACCUAAUCAAUGAAGCUUAUAAGCGGCACGAGAAUUUCCCACCAGGACCACCCAAGCUACCUGUAUAUGGAGGGUAUUGGAUUAUAUUGUCCAAAGCCUUGAACGACCUUGGCCGUGCUGCGAUCAGACUGUCCAAGGAAUACAACUCAAAAAUUGUUGGACUGUAUCUAGGUCCUUGUCCUCAAGUGAUAAUUAAUGAUCAGGAAUUAAUUAAAGAAGUUUUGAAUAGGGAAGAGUUUGACGGACGUAUGGACACAAUCCUAGGCAGAGCUAGAUACUGUUGGAAGAGAUUGGGCAUUUUCUUCACUGAUGGGUAUUUCUGGCACACCCAGAGAAGGUUCUCCCAGCGCUUUAUGCGAGACGCUGGUUUUGGCCGUCGAUGCGAAAAUUUGGAAGAUGCAAUGAAACAAGAUCUAUCAGAAAUGAUUGAUAUGGUCAAGAAUGGAACUAGGAAUGACGAGGAAAAGAAAAUUGUCAACGGAAAUCUCAUAUAUUUACCACACUUCUUCGAUGUACCCUUUAUAAACGGAAUGGUCCACGUCUUUGUAAGACAAACUUUCCCCCGGGAGAAGUACCCAAUGAUUUGGAAUCUUGGUAGAAAUGCCGUGAAGUUCCAGAGGGCGUCAAACGACCUUGGUGGUGCACUCGUAAUCACGCCUUGGCUAAAGAACAUUUUACCGAAAUUUAGUGGUUAUAAGGACUUGACCGAUGGGACUAAUGCUGUCAUCGACUUCUACAAGGACAUAAUAGAAGACGCUAUUGCUACAUACGACGACAAUCACGAACGUCACUUUUUGGAUAUCUACAUAAAGCAAAUGAAACAAGAAAUCAACGACAAAAAACGAUCUACAUACUCCGCGGACCAAUUGCUUAUGGUAUGCACCGACUACACAUUCCCGGCUGCAAGUGGUACAGAACAGGUGCUAACGAUGCUGAUCGAGACAAUGCUUCUUCACCCCGAAGUACAGGACAAGAUACACGAAGAAAUCGACAGAGUUGUUGGACGGGACCGUCUGCCGUCACUCGAUGAUAGAGACAAGUUACCAUACACAGAAGCUUGUUUGCGUGAGAUCAUGCGGUAUGAUACUCUAGUACCCCUGGGUGUAGCUCAUAGAUCAUUAAAAGACACCAAACUAGACGGCUAUUCUAUACCAGAGAAUACGUCUGUAUCAGUCAACCUAAUGAGUAUAAACUUGGAUGAAAAAAUUUGGGGAGACCCACAAAACUUCAGACCUGAGAGGUUCAUAGUGGAUGGCAAAUUGCAAGUGAGCCUGGAUAAGUCAUUGCCUUUUGGUGCUGGUCGAAGACUUUGUGCUGGAGAAACCUUCGCGCGUCAAGGAAUGUUCUUAGCCCUUGCUAUGUUCAUGCAAGCGUUUUCCGUAUCAACUGCUGAUGGGAAGCCCUUAAAGGAACGUUCAACGAGAAUACAAGGCAUUAUCACAACUGUACCCGAAUUUUGGGUCCGUGUUACACCGAGAUGUUAA